UUCUCCAAUUCAGCCAUUAUUCACCUAUCUUCUCCAGCCAUGCCACCUCCUCUCUAUGUCUUGCUACUACUCAGUGGGCUUCUCCUCUCCUCCCUGCACACUCCUCCAUGUUCCGCCGCCAUUGCAGAUGGCGACACUCUCAUGGUAGGCCAAGCGCUUUCUGUCGGCGAGAAGCUCGUCUCGAGGAACGGCAAGUUCGCGCUCGGCUUCUUCCAGCCACAACCAACUGCAGGCAUCAGUAAGUCCAUUAACACCACCACCAACACAUUGCCUGGCUGGUAUCUUGGCAUAUGGUUCAACAAGAUCCAGGUUUUUACUACAGCUUGGGUUGCUAAUAGGGAGAAUCCCAUCACUGGCCCUGAGCUGAAGCAAGCACAGCUCAAAAUCUCAAGAGAUGGCAAUCUUGCCAUCGUCUUGAACAACAACAACACCAGUUCAGAGUCCAUAAUCUGGUCCAGCACUCACACCAUUGUCAAUAGGACAACAGGAUCAUCCAGCACAAACACCAGUGCUCUCCUCAUGAACAAUGGAAACCUACUCCUCAUGGCUAGUAGCAAUGUUGUGUUGUGGCAGAGCUUCGACUACCCUGCAGAUGUUGGGCUUCCGGGUGCUAAGUUAGGUAGGAACAAGAUCACCGGUUUGAACCGUCGGUUCGUUGCCAAGAAGAGCCUCAUUGAUAUGGGCCUCGGCUCUUACAUCCUUGAGAUGGACACAAACACGGUGUUGCGCCUUAGGCGUCGCAAACCUCCCGUCGUGGUGUAUUGGUCUUGGUCAUCCGGACAAUUGGCGUAUACGCUUGUACCAUUGCUCAAUGAGCUGCUAGACAUGGAUCCACGGACCAAAGGCUUGCUCAAACCUGCAUAUGUCCACAACAAUGAGGAGGAGUACUUCACGUACACCUCCCUUGAUGAAUCGGCUUCUGUAUUCGUUUCCAUAGACAUCACUGGUCAGGUUAAGCUGAAUGUUUGGUCACAACCCAAAAUGUCUUGGCAAACCAUAUAUGCAGAACCAUCUGAUCCAUGCAGCCUGCACGAUGUCUGUGGACCUUUCACGGUCUGCAAUGGCAAUUCAGUCCCAUUCUGUGGAUGUAUGGAGAGCUUCUCUCCCAAGUCACCGCAGGAUUGGGAUGCCGGUGAUCCGAUUGGAGGGUGCAUCAGAGAUACUCCCUUAGAUUGUGCAUCUGGUAAACAAAACAACACAAGUUCAACAGACAUGUUCCACCCCAUAGCUCCUGUUACACUGCCCUUGUACCCUCAAAGCAUGGAAGAUGCUUCGACCCAGAGCGAUUGCGAAGAAGCUUGUCUUCAUGACUGCGCUUGCACUGCUUAUACCUAUAAUGGUAACAGAUGCUCUAUCUGGCAUGGGGAAUUGCGAAGUGUGAAUCAGAAUGAUGGCAUUGAUAAUCAUUCUGAAAAUGUUCUUUACCUUCGCCUCGCCGCCAGAGAUUCACAAAGUUUAAGGAAGAACAACAAACGGAGACCAAGAGUUGUUGCCAUUGUAAGCAUUGUCGUUAGUUUUGGAUUACUAAUGCUCAUGCUUUUGUUAACGAUUUGGAUUAACAAAUCCAAGUGGUGUGGUGUGCCAUUAUAUGGCAGUCAAGGUAAUGAUGGUGGAAUUAUAGCCUUUAGAUACACCGGUUUAGUUCGUGCUACUAAAUGUUUCUCAGAGAAGCUAGGAGGAGGUGGUUUUGGUUCUGUAUUCAAGGGAAUGUUGGGAGACCAGACUGCUAUAGCAGUGAAAAGGCUUGAUGGUGCUCGUCAGGGAGAGAAGCAAUUCAGGGCAGAAGUGAGCUCAAUUGGAAUGACCCAACAUAUCAACCUAAUCAAACUGAUUGGUUUCUGCUGCGAAGGUGAUAAGAGGCUACUUGUGUAUGAACGCAUGUUAAAUGGGUCUCUUGACGCCCAUCUAUUUCAGAGCAAUGCUACCGUUCUAAAUUGGAGCACCAGGUAUCAAAUAGCUAUAGGAGUUGCUAGAGGAUUGUGCUACCUGCACCAGAGUUGUCGCGAAUGCAUCAUACACUGUGAUAUUAAACCAGAAAACAUACUUCUGAAUGAAUCAUUUGUUCCUAAGAUUGCAGAUUUUGGGAUGGCAGCGAUUGUAGGAAGGGAUUUUAGCCGAGUUCUAACUACAUUCAGAGGUACUGUAGGGUAUCUUGCCCCAGAGUGGCUUAGCGGAGUUGCUAUUACACCAAAAGUUGAUGUUUACAGCUUUGGCAUGGUACUAUUGGAAAUCAUAUCAGGAAGGAGAAAUUCACCUAAAGUAUCUGCUAGCAACAGCUAUCAUGGUGCUUAUUUUCCUGUGCGAGCAAUUAACAAGCUUCAUGUGGGAGAUGUGCAUAGUUUGAUGGAUCCACGAUUACAUGACGACUUCAGUUUGGAAGAGGCUGAAAGAGUUUGCAAAGUUGCAUGUUGGUGCAUCCAAGAAAUUGAGUCUGAUCGGCCGACAAUGGGUGAAGUGGUCCGGGCCAUUGAGGGUCUACAUGAGCUUGAUAUGCCCCCGAUGCCAAGACUACUUGCAGCUAUAAUAGAACACUCUGAUGUGGCUUCAAUAUAAUAGUUUAUAAAUGCUUUUGUGGUCUACAUGGUAAAAAAU
Oryza sativa Japonica Group (Japanese rice) is the source of this 2592-nucleotide messenger RNA. Its product is annotated as G-type lectin S-receptor-like serine/threonine-protein kinase At2g19130. Gene Ontology annotation, molecular function: ATP binding; protein serine/threonine kinase activity. Gene Ontology annotation, biological process: protein phosphorylation; recognition of pollen. Lineage: Eukaryota; Viridiplantae; Streptophyta; Magnoliopsida; Poales; Poaceae. The record is from RefSeq and is a predicted model, not a curated record.